AUGAACAAGCUUUUGGAGUUUGGAAGGAAAGCGUUGUUCAUUGCGAGAGUCAUUACUGGACAAGAAGAGAGAAGAAUUAGGGCUCACAGAUUGAUGCUCCAGAAGCAGAUGGAACAGGUAUGAUCUAUCCCGUGUCGGAUUUACUUCCAGAUUGGGAAAAUAUAGGCCCGAACUAGUAGAUAUAUAGAUCGACAGCAUAAUCCGAAUAUCUUAUUCCUUUUUUUUUCCGAUUAGCUGCAGGGAUUUAUGGCACCAUCGUAAGAACUUCCUUUCUCUUUCACAAAUCGUAACAUUUUUCCCCUUGAUCACCAUGCUUCAUAGUACUACAUUUGUUGGAAGUAUCGACUUGGGUGGACAAAAUAUUUUUUCUAAAUCGGUCCAGCCGCCAGUAGAGAAAAUGAUCAGUGAUGAUUAAACUGUUCCCAAGUUGUUACUUGUAUCUGAUGAAAUGAUUGAUAAGAACACAUGAAAACGCAUGAACCUGCUUACGAUACGACCAAAACGUUCGUUCCUAGAAUUCAAGGCCGAGUGGCGGAGAUGGCUGAAGAUGAUCCAAGUAAAAAGUUUUUAAAUGAAAUUUAUCAUAACAUAAAACUUUAAUAAUUUUUUCAUCUACGUUUCACAUUUUAUUCUAAUCUCCUUUCGAUACAUUUGCAUGAAAUUCAUUGUAAAGAUUACUUCAUUUGUCUCAGGACUCAUCACGAAAACAUGAUCUGGGAAUCGCACUAGAUUCCUGUUUCAUGUCAUAUUCUCUUCGAUUUUCUUUUAAUAUAUAUAUAUAUAUAUAUUUAGUACUUUUCUGUAGAUUUUAAUCAACUUGAAAUUCCAAAAUUGCCUGGAAUUGAUAAUUUCCUCAUAAAAUAGAUUUUAACUGACAAUCUUGUUCAAAUAUCACUGUUUUUAUCUCCUCCUCAUCUUCUUCAUCUCGUCAGGCACAAGUAAGGAAGGAAGCUUUGAGAAGGAUCCCCGAACAAGUCAUUCUGGCUGAGGUCCGACGCAUGGUGCAGGAGAUGCAGACAGUUCUUCACAAAUUUGAAGAAACGGUAAGCGAUCUCAAACAUCUUCUUGCAGCCAUAUCUUUCAAAUCAUGCAUGAAAUGUACUAUCUGAUGCAUCAUACCGAUAUCAAGCAUUCAUCUAUGCGAUUUCUCAUCAUCCAGCACCACCUACUGGCACUCGUACUGAAUCUUUGUGGUUCUGUGAAGGGGAUAUCUCUGCAUCUGCCGAUCAGUACCUUCUCCUAACAAUGCGCGUCUGCCUGCAGGAAGCUGCCAUCGAGGAGUACCUGAAACCCUUCGACAAGAACGCCAAGAUCAUCAUGAACAUGCAGAUGGAGAAGGAAGAAAAGAGCGCCAAGCAGAUGCUGAAAGCCAUGCAUGAAGAGGCCGUUCUGAAGAAGUCUGAGCAAGAGAGAAUAGUCAACCUCAAUGACCCGACCGAGAGCCAGAAGGAGUCAGAAUUCAUUACCACGAGGGAAGAACGAAGCAGGUGA
Molecule: messenger RNA, 1491 nt
Organism: Spirodela intermedia
Lineage: Eukaryota; Viridiplantae; Streptophyta; Magnoliopsida; Alismatales; Araceae
Source: the annotation of a GenBank genome assembly